This is a messenger RNA of Ipomoea nil (Japanese morning glory), 504 nucleotides long. RefSeq lists its product as uncharacterized. NCBI's taxonomy places the organism in Eukaryota, Viridiplantae, Streptophyta, Magnoliopsida, Solanales, Convolvulaceae. The record is from RefSeq and is a predicted model, not a curated record. The transcript has a single exon. Bases 1 to 504 code for a protein of 167 amino acids.
AUGACUGAACUACACCGCAAAGCAGGAAUGGACUCCUGCAAACUGCUUGCCACGCCGAUGACGUCUACAACGGCAAACACUUCUGAAGACUCACCGCCUUUGGAUAAUCCCACGGGUUAUCGUCAACUGGUUGGCUCGCUUAUGACUCGUCCAGACUUGUCAUUUGCUGUCAACCAGCUGUGCCAAUUCAUGUAUAACCCGACGCAAAACAAUUGGGCUACAUUUAAACGUGUAUUGCGAUUUGUCAAGGGCACUCUUCACCCAGGCCUUCGCCUAACAACUUCGUCAUCACCAGUUGUCCCUGCCUUCUCCGGCUCCAAUUGGGUCGAUUGCUCUUUUGACCGUAAGUUUACUGCUGGCUAUGCAGUGUUUUUUGGUCCCAAUCUGAUCUCAUGGUCCUCUAGGAAGCAACAAACUCUGGCCCGUUCCUCAACCGAAGCUGAGUAUAAAGCACUUGUUCGAUGUUUCUGUAGAGGUCGUAUGGGUUCAAUCUCUUCUCCUUGA